AAUCGACCAAAGUCUUUAAAGGAGGUGGACCACAAUCAGAUUUCUUCUUUGCUUUUGUGGAGCUAUUUCAAGCAAAAUGCUUCGGAAUCCACUCGGAGGGCUUAUCUUCAGUGUUAUUAUGUACUUUAGUUCAUUUUUAGGAGCCAUUUUUAUCAUGGGGCCUUCACUUCCUCUCUUACUUUGGCGGCCGUCAUGGUUUCGGUGGAUCAACGAUCGUGCAAUCGGAUUGUGGCUUGUACUUCCACCCGCUCUCUUAGAAUUGCUGUUUGGAGUKAAAAUUGUUGUUACCGGAGACAAGCCACCAGCUGAUGAUACAGCUCUGAUAAUAAUGAACCAUCGCUCACGCCUUGACUGGAUGUUUUACUGGUGUUUUUUGCAUCGCUAUGGUCAUUUAAAACAUGAAAAAAUUAUACUCAAAGAUGAUUUAAAGAAUAUUCCAGGCGCAGGUUGGGCUAUGCAAAAUGCCAUGUUCAUAUUCCUAAAAAGAAGAUGGGAGCAUGAUGAAGGCUACAUGAAGGCCAUAUUGGACUAUUUCAAUGAAGUGUCUUAUCCACUACAGCUUCUUAUAUUCCCAGAGGGAACAAACUUGGAUAAAGUAACUAAAACUAAAAGUGACAACUUUGCAAAGAAAAACAAUUUGCCGCCAUAUGAAUAUGUUCUUCACCCUCGCAUUCGAGGCUUCACCUUCUGCGUUCAAAACCUUAGACAAGGAAGACUCAAUGCUAUUCAUGAUGUUACUGUUGGCUACGACAUUAAUCACUGCUAUUGGGAAAAAGACUURUUUUUUGGAUAUUUUCCUCGUCAUAUGCAUUUCCACAUACAAAGACACCCAAUUGAAACUCUCCCUAAAGAUGAAGACAGAUUGGGAACGUGGUGCACGAAAAAAUGGGAAGAAAAGGAAGAAAGGUUAAAGGAAUUUUAUACAAAAGGAAAUGGAUUUUGUCCCAGAGAAGAAUUAGCUCAAAAUGAUGGAACUGCUAGAAUGCAACUAAAAUUGGCCCUUGUUUUUUGGGUGUUKUUUAUAAUUCUCGCACUAUUAGGGAUUUAUUAUUCAUUACUAGUGAGGUAUUAUUUUUAUGUGAUGUUGGUGGUGUAUUUUUUCAUUUCAUUUGUAUGCAAAGGAACUGAUAGACUACAACUUUGGUCUCAUAACAAGUUUUCCAAGAGGUCAAAAUAACUUUUUUAUUAUUGCCUAGACUAUAGAAUCAGUUGCAGAUCCAAAACUAUACAAAUGGAAGUGGUUAACUGGACAGUCGGUUUACUGUAGAAAAAAUAAAACUAUAGCAGUAAGGGUGGCAGAUAAACUUCCUUUUUGAUAUACGCUGCUUUUGUUGUUUCCAUCAGGAUGAAUCCCAUUCAGAUUUCAUUUCUUAUUUAUUCAUUCAUAAUUUCUGUUUUUAUAUUUUGUGAGCCUUAGUGGAUAGCCACUCUAAUUACCAGGUUGACCACUACCGUCAGAACAAAGCUUGUGAUUGAUUGAGACAACAAAAACAAAGAAUUGGUGGAUUAUGUCAGACAAUGCCUAUUGUUCUACUGGACAUCUUCGUUGUUUGUAUUGUCCCUCUUUGUUAUUCCAUCCAAUCACAAUCUUUGCCUAAUUACGCUCUCUGGAUCUGCAAACUUUAUACCCAUGAAAACUAAAUUAAUUUAACUAAUUAAAUAGUGCCAACUGGUGCUGACCUAUUUUAUUUCCUUUGUUAUUAAUCUACAUGUAUGUUUGGUAUAGCUACAAUUUUUUUAGUGUUUGUCCUCUAGCAAGUGCUAGUCUUGUCCACAUUUUGUAUAAUGUUUUAGCCUCAACUUGCAUUCAUAAAUCACAAUAUGUAGAUAUAAGCUUAUUUGUUCAUGAUCAAAAUGAAAUUUAGUGUACAUUUGAUGACCCUUUGUGUARUAAAGUUUUUGUAAAACAUGUACUUGUUACAUAAAUGAUUAUUUGUGUCAUACUUAGUUUCGAUACUUAGUUGUUUAGGUUCAAACUAGACAAUGCAAUUUGAAUUUUCUUAAACAAAAUGUGACUUGAAAUGAACAUUUUUUGUGAUCUGUUGUCAAACUAUUGUUAUUAAAUUAUAUUAUAAUCAUU
Exaiptasia diaphana is the source of this 2080-nucleotide messenger RNA. Its product is annotated as lysocardiolipin acyltransferase 1. Gene Ontology annotation, molecular function: acyltransferase activity. The transcript is spliced from 4 exons. The record is from RefSeq and is a predicted model, not a curated record. NCBI's taxonomy places the organism in Eukaryota, Metazoa, Cnidaria, Anthozoa, Actiniaria, Aiptasiidae. Gene Ontology annotation, cellular component: endomembrane system. The coding region runs from base 77 to 1177 and encodes 366 amino acids.